Molecule: messenger RNA, 369 nt
Organism: Truncatella angustata
Lineage: Eukaryota; Fungi; Ascomycota; Sordariomycetes; Amphisphaeriales; Sporocadaceae
Exons: 1
Coding region: 1-369 (122 amino acids)
Source: RefSeq, a predicted model, not a curated record
AUGUACAACAUGAAGGCCACCACCUCGAUCCUCGCUGUCCUCUUCGCCAUGACCACCUCGGUCGUCGCCGACAGUUGCAACCGCGGCGGCGUCUACUGCGGCUCCUCGCUACUCCGUAAAGGUGGGAAACUCACUUUGCUCGGGAUGUUCGACGCCUGCGUCAGUUUGACUAACAUGCGAAUCAAUCUAGGAAACUACCAGGAUCACAUCGUCGACACGCUAAACACGGUCAAGGUCGAUGCAGAUGACAAGCACAUCCAAAACAGCCUGUUUGACUGCCUUUCCGAUGGCGACAUCAAGUAUGUCGAGUUCUGCAUCAAUGGAUGCGGUGGGACUGCCUCCACGGACCCCGAUUACUGCCUGAGGUAG